This is a messenger RNA of Rotaria sordida, 630 nucleotides long. The record is from the annotation of a GenBank genome assembly. Lineage: Eukaryota; Metazoa; Rotifera; Eurotatoria; Philodinida; Philodinidae.
AUGUGUCUUGAUAAUAAGAACAUUCAAUUCAAUGUCAACUUGACCAAUGAACAAAGGAAUCAAAUUAUUCGUGAUUUAGAUAAUUUUUAUGAUCCAAGUCUAUUUCAAAUUCUUACACAUAUGAGAAUUCAAAGUCAACAAUAUGAAAGAUUAAGAAAUGAACAGGAAACUAAAUUAGGGGUAUUAAGAAAUGAAAAAACUUAUGAAAAUGAAAUUAUACAUCUUAAUCAACGAUAUGAAAUAUUAAGAAAUGAAAAGGAAACUAAUGAAAAUGAAAUUCUACGUCUUAAAAAUGAAAUUCUACAUCGUAAAAAUGAAUUGGAAAAUGAACAAUUAUGUCAAGUAGAAAAUAUUAUUGAUAAUAUUAUUGAUAAAAUAGAAAAUGAAGAACAAAAAGAAAAAUUUGAAAUAAAAAAGAAAAUGAAAAUCAUGAAUAUGAUCAAAAUUGUUACAUGUUUAUGGAUUUUAAUAAUAGAAUAUCGUCAAUUUGGUAAUGAUAUAAUGAUAAACAUGAAAGUUGAAUAUAUAUCGGUCAUUAUGAAACCGAAUAUGUGGACAAUAAAAGCAAAGAUAAAUUCAAUAUUUUCCUUAUUAUUGAACAGAUUUAUUUCGUUAAUUUCAAUAUGUUAA